CUUCCCCGCACUGCCCUGGUGCCCUUCACUUUCGCGUCCACCUUCCAUCCUUCCCGCGCCAUUGCACGAAACCACCUCUAGGCGUUUCAGCUGAAGUCUCUCUGUUCACGAUACUUCUUUGAGAUGAUCGGCGCUUGUUCCAGAUCAUGCGUCUCCUAACACUCAAAGAUGGCGAAUUCAGCCUGACCAAAGAUCUUCAUAGGGACAUCCCCCCUUACGCUAUCCUCUCACAUACCUGGGGAAAGGACGAAGAAGAGGUUACCUUCAAAGAUGUGGUGGAACGUACAGGACUGGACAAGACUGGAUUUAGAAAAAUUCGGUUCUGCGGAGAGCAGGCUGAUCGCGAUGGCCUUCAACAUUUCUGGGUUGAUACUUGCUGCAUCGACAAGCAGAACAGCGCAGAGCUUGCAGAAGCUAUCAACAGUAUGUACCGCUGGUACCAAAAGGCGCACACGUGCUACGUCUAUCUGUCCGAUGUUUCAACAAAGAACCAAGCCUCCUCCGGCGCCUGGGAGUCAGCGUUCCGGAGAAGCAGAUGGUUCACUCGUGGCUGGACGCUUCAAGAGCUUAUAGCUCCGCCAUCGGUUGAGUUUUUCUCCUCAGAAUGCCAUCAACUCGGCGACAAGAAGACGUUAGAGCGACAACUUCACGAGAUAACUGGUAUCCCAGUCCGGGCCCUCCGGGGCGCCAUUCUGACUGAGUUUAGCGCCGACGAGCGAAUGUCAUGGGCUAAAAACCGCCAGACCACACGUGAAGAGGACCAGGCCUACUGUCUGCAGGGUAUACUAAACAUCUUCAUGCCACCCUUGUAUGGCGAGGGAAGACACCAUGCAGACAAGCGGCUUCGAACGGAAAUUCAACGCAAUGUCGGUGGGAUGCUUUCUUCCGAGUGGCCUGCACAAGAUCACAAAAUGGCACAGCACGAGCCCUUUCCCACUGUUCCAUUGAGUGGAAGCCGUCACUUCAUAGCAGUGCAAGCGGAUACUACCAAACCAGGAAUAGAAAGACGAGCAGGCGCAGCCAUUAGACUUGUUCACCUCUUCAGUGCAUGCCUGCAGGCUCUCGACCAGUUUAUGGUGUAUAGAGAGUUCGGAGCCGACGCGCAUCACCUAGAAACUCGAUUCGUCGCUGAGAAAUUCCGCUUCGAGCAAUGGGGCAUGGCUGUCGGUUUCCAGCAGGGGAAGUUCUUCAAUGGUAACGACAGCGCCCUCGAAGAUCCACAGGCACUUUCGGGGGUCGAGCAACUGUUAUCGAGCAUCAAAGAGAUUUGCAGCAAGGCAGACGAUGCGUUCCAGGAGCCCAAGCUAGGGGCUCAUGGACUGCCAAGAAGCCAGACUGGGUCUCAUCAGAGCGCACUACCCCAGUCCAAAAAGAGCCGGUUCAGAGAUAAAGUCAAAUACACAGCCCAAGUCGAACUCCUCGGGAAGCUAGUGCGGAGAUUGCAGGAUUUGGUGCCUCUUAAUGGGUCCAAGAAUCCACGCCUCGAAAGGCGAGGUCCUAUGGCUUCUCACGAUGCUGCCGACGAUCCCACGGACGAUAGGGCUUGGGCUACCGAGUUCCAACAGAUCCUAGUCAGAAUUGAGAGAGAAAUGGAAGCCGAGACGCGAAGAACCGUGAGCGCCUGGCUGCUGGGUGGCUACACUCCGAAUGGGCUCUACGAGGACUCUGCUCAGAAGAGAGUAGCCGGCACAUGUGACUGGAUCUUAGACCGACCCGAGUUUCGGAGCUGGGUGUCGCCGGAUUUCCCAGCAGGAUCCGCCAAGCUUCUCUGGAUCCAUGGGCCAGCCGGGUUCGGAAAGACCAUUCUCUGCUCUAGAGUUGUCGAACGCCUACCGUCCGAGAUUGGAGCACCCAUUGCGCACUUCUUUUUCUCCUCCGAUUUUGAAAGCCGCAGAGAUCCCUAUAUCGCCAUAAGGUCGUGGAUAUUCCAAGUAAUCUUACAUCCAAAAGCGUUUGAUGUGGUCUACGAGGAGUGGGAAGCCCAGUAUGGGCGGGCAGCAACACAGGCGCAUGUUGUUACCAUGUUCCACGACGUCGCCCAUGCCAUACCCGAGUGCACUUUCGUUUUGGACGGGCUGGACGAAUGCAGCUGGACGGGUCAGGACCGAUGGUUGCACGACAAGGACCCCAUGGGUGCAUUUCUCAACACCAUCACACGGGCCGUUGUGGAUACCAAGACUCGGAUCAUGGUUGUCAGCCGUGAUGAGCCUAGAAUUCGACGAGGCUUGCCCAGCUAUGUGAGCGAGUAUAAGAUAUCCUCGGAAGACGUUCGACCCGAUACGGAAUCGUAUGCCAGGAGUAUUGUCGACCGAAAGCUGUCUAAGAAAUCGGAAGCGACGAAGAAUGAUCUCGCUCUGAGGAUGGCUGGCCGUUGUAAUGGCCAAUUUCUAUGGCUGAAGAUGCAAGACGGUUCCUUGGACAGCUGGAUGAGCAAGAAAGCGCUUACGGAAGUGAUUGACGAAACUCCGGCCGGGCUUGAGCAUCUAUACGAUCGAAACUGGGACGACAUAUUGAGAUUCCCACGCUUGAAAAGGAGUCGCGCCUUCGACCUACUACGUUGGGCAGCCUUUGCUCUACGACCCUUGACGGUUUGCGAGAUGAUCGAAGUUCUUCUUGUUAACGACGAAUGCGAUAAUCUCCCAGUUGACGAAAUACCGGACACCGUUGAUGAAGACUAUGUCGAUUGUGCGAUAAUCGGCCUCUGUGGUUCAUUGCUUGAGGUUAGAGGCAACUCAUCAGAACCGCAUGUAGGAUGCAGAACAGUACACUUAGCCCAUUUCUCUGUCAGGCAGUACUUUGUUUCUAAGAUGUCAGCGCCUGCUAGCGUCUUGGUUACGAAUGAACGACUAAGGUCCUCGAACGAAGCUAUUCAGAGCGGCAUACUCGGCAGGCUGUGUCUCCGUUACCUUAGCUUCCGGGGCGUAUGGCAAGAGCCUCUCCAGGCCGAGGCUAGUCAAGUCAAGGGGUCGUUCCGAGACUACGCAGCAGGCUUCUGGUAUCGGCAUGCAACUGUAUGCGAGCCAAUCGACGCAGAUACAGUCUGCCUUAUAAACACUUUCUUUGAUUCGAGCAAUUCGAACUGGGAUGCCUGGAGGGCGUGGUUUGACCAAAACGAUGCAGAAUCAGAUACAGUCGAAGGAAAUAUUGCUGUUACAAUAGCCAGCCCUCUAUACUAUGCAUCGCGACUUGGCCUGGUUGAAACAGUCAGAAAACUCGCACGGGAACCAAAUUAUAUUGUGAAAGAAAAUGCAAUUUCAGGCAGAACAGCUUUAGGGGCUGCCUGUAGCAAAGGCCACAUGGGGAUGGUGCAUAUACUACUACAAGCAGGAGCCAGCAUUGCGCAAACGGAUAAUAUCGAGAGAACCCCGCUAUAUUUGGCUUCUUGGAAGGGACACGAUAGUUUGUUGAAGCUUCUUCUCCAGAAGGGAGCCGACGUCGCAAUUCCAAACAAGUACGGAGUAACAUCGCUCAAUUCGGCUUCGGGCGAAGGACAUGUCGACGUAGUCAGGCUUCUUCUCGAGAAAGGGGCCGAUAUCACAGUUCCAGACAUUGACGGAUGGACGCCACUCAAUUCGGCCUCGAGAAACGGG
Lasiosphaeria miniovina is the source of this 3590-nucleotide messenger RNA. RefSeq lists its product as uncharacterized. Gene Ontology annotation, molecular function: protein binding. Lineage: Eukaryota; Fungi; Ascomycota; Sordariomycetes; Sordariales; Lasiosphaeriaceae. The record is from RefSeq and is a predicted model, not a curated record. The annotation marks the transcript as partial. The transcript is spliced from 4 exons.